GCUGCGGUGGUGGAGGUGGUGGCGGCAGGAGGAGGAGGAGGAAGAGGAGGAGGAGCGGGAGCCGCGGACCGGCGCCUCCCCGCAGCCCCGUCGCUGGGCCCCGCCGGCGCCCCCCAUGCCCGUGUGGUGCUGCCGCUGCUCCUUGGCCGGUCCCGUCAGAAAUUACAGUGGCCCUGAAACUGAAGGACAGCUUUUGAAUUCCUUCGUCCAGUAUUUUGGUGACAGCCUUGGGAGGAAGAUUAAAAGAAUGCCUUUAAUAGAAGAAACUGUUCUGCCUGGGGACUCUCUCCUUACUCUGCCUGUAGUAAUAAUAGGAAAUGGACCUUCAGAUUGUCUUUCGUACCUGCUGUCUGGAUACAGGCCAUAUUUGUCUCCUGAAGCUGUACAUCCAAACCCCAUUCUACAUACAAAACUAGAAGAAGCUCGACAUCUUUCCAUUGUUGAUCAGGAUCUAGAGUACCUGUCUGAAGGCCUCGAAGGACGCUCUUCAAACCCAGUUGCUGUGCUUUUUGAUACACUGCUUCAUCCUGAUGCUGACUUUGGGUAUGACUACCCACCAGUUUUGCACUGGAAGCUAGAGCAACAUAAUUAUACCCAUAUAGUGCUUGGUAAAGGACCACCUGGUGGGGCUUGGCAUUCCAUGGAAGGCUCUAUGCUAACAAUCAGUUUUGGAGACUGGAUGGAACUACCCGGACUCACCUUUAAGGAGUGGGCAGCUAGCAAGCGCAGAAAUAUAAAGAAUGACCGAGUAAUACCAGAAGAAAUUGCUUGCUAUUAUAAACACUAUGUUAAAGUCAUGGGCCUCCAGAAGAAUUUCAGAGACAAUGUUUAUAUAACAUCAGUAUCCAGACUUUAUCGAGGAGAGGAUGAUGAAGAUAGAAGUCAACUAAGUGAAGAUAUUUCAACGCAGCAUUUGGAAAUGGAAGAUGGACAGAAAUCACUGAUCAAGCGAAACUGGGAAGUCAGAGGUUAUCAGCGAGCGACGGAUGGUUCUCAUGUGCCCUUCUGCCUCUUUGCUGAGAAUGUGGCUCUUGCCACUGGAAGCUUUGAUUCUCCUGGCCGACUACAAGUUGAAGGAGAAGACUUUCCUUUUGUGCUUCAUUCCAUGUCUGACUUUGGGGCUGCUAUCAGCAAAGGAAAGCUACGUGGGAAAGCAGACCCUGUAUUAAUUGUGGGUGCCGGACUUACAGCGGCUGAUGCAGUACUGUGUGCCUACAACAACAACAUCCCAGUAAUUCAUGUGUUUCGUAGAAGAGUUACUGAUACAAGCCUGAUUUUCAAACAGUUACCUAAAAAGCUUUACCCUGAGUACCAUAAGGUCUAUCAUAUGAUGUGUACUCAGUCACACACUGUGGACUCUAAUCUGCAUUCUGCUUACACUAGUUUCCCUGAACACAAUGUACUUUCCUUCAAGCCUGAAAUGAAGUGUGUUCUUCAGAGUGCCUCUGGACUGAAGAAAAUUCUGAAGUUCUCUGUAGCCUUAGUUCUGAUAGGUUCUCACCCAAACCUUUUCUUUCUAAAGGACCAAGGACAUAGCAUAGGUCACCACUCAAAUCAGCCCAUCACAUGCAAGGGGAAUCCUAUAGAGAUCGAUCCAUAUACUUAUGAAUGCACUAAAGAAGCAAACCUCUUUGCUUUAGGUCCUCUGGUUGGAGACAACUUUGUACGUUUUUUAAAAGGAGGUGCAUUGGGCAUUGCACGAUGCUUGGCAAUAAGACAAAAGAAGAAACAUGAAUUGAUUGAAAGUGGGGAUGGAGGAGGUGAUGGGGUACCUUAAAUAAGGCAUUAGAAACUUUCACAUACGAAAUUAGACGUAGUCUAACAAAAUACUGACAGCAAAAGUUGUUAGCAGUCAUAUUUCUGUAUACAAGUAACCUGUACUUGUAUUGUUCGGUAAAGGAUGCUAAUACCACUAUACUUCCUUUUCAAAAUACAAAAAUUUGAUCUGCUGUUACAACUGAUCUCUACUCCACUGGAAUUACUUCCAGAGAAACAGAAAAUGAGACUAACUGCUAUGACCUGCCUGUCAUCUCUUGCUCAGCUUGAAAGAGCAGACUUCCUCUGGGAAAAGCAAUGCAUGCCAGAGUGGGUUUAUCUUGUAGUGUCAAACCUGACAAAAUAUUCUUAUCCUGAAAUUAAGAUAAUUUUUAAAAGCAGAAGACUCCUAGUACAAAGUGAUUCUUGGUCCCAAAGCAAAUUUGGAGCCUUCUGCUUGAAGUGAGGAUUUUAUUUAUUUGCCAUAGUAACACAGGAAGAAUGAGCACUUAGUAAAAUGGUCUUUACUAUGCGAAGGAUUUCUGUAAGCUGAGAAGUAUUGGUCAACAGUUCCAAAUUAUUCAACUUGGAAAUUGGAAUAAAAGAACAGGCAUUCCCGUUUAAUCUUCAGUGCAUGAUUUGACAAUUCAUUCAUAUUCUUUUCACACUAUGCCUAGAUUUUGGUGAGUGACCAGAAAGACUAUGACAUGAGAUGUUCCCCUUCAGUGAUGUGUACGUUCUGAGAAUACUCAUCAACAUAAACAAUAAAGUACUGAUGUAAGUGCCUCUUAUUACAGUGUCAAUAUAAUGAAUAGUGUACUACUGAAAAAGAAAUCUAAGUACAUGAGAAAGCUUUUCAAUUUUUUGCCUUUUAGCUCAGGAAGGCUGAAUGGGAUCACUUGAGUGAUGAAGGUGGGUGGUAGUUAUUAGUGUCUCCCAUUUGGCCAAGUACUGGUUGUUUUUUCCUCCUAGAUCAGCAUGUAACGCAAACUAUUUUGGUCUGCAUUUAUUUUGAAAUGUCAUGGAAAAGGAUUAUACUCACAGCCAGCUUAGAGAAAACAAACAUAGUUCAUAUGAAAUAUUAGUUUGCUAUAAAAUACAAAGAUUUAACAGGUACCUACCUCUGAAGUUUUGCGUUUCUGCUCCAUAAUGUAAGGCCUGGAUUUUUGUUUAUCUAAACACGCUCUAGGGUUAUCGGCUGUAGCAAGGUAAGCAACAGCCAGUUAGAAAAUUAUCAUCCAGAACUCUCAGUAGAUUAAGUGCUUGGUUUUGAUUCAUUACCACACACUUUAAUUCAGGUCCAAUGUGAUAGAAUAGAUGUACUACAUUUAGUUUUUCAUUUGGUUUUCAUUUUCAUUCUGUGUUGAAGAAUAUCAUGUUAGUUUAAGAUACUGUAUUUGCAUGAUUAAAAUCUCCAUGUUAGAACUUGAGCAGAUUUUAAAAGGAAUAAGUCUUAGGCUUAGACUUUGUGAAACUACUAGUGCUUGCUGGUAUCCCAGCUUAUUUUCCCAAGUUGUAGAGUAUCUAUAUGCAACAAAUGCCUGCGUUCUGUGCCAACCGAGUUAUUGGGUUCUGUGACUACUGCUGGCUUUAUGUGUCUGAGUAAGGUAAUCAGACUGCACAGACUUUAGUUGACAAGGCUAAGUACACAAAGAUUAAAAUGACUUUUUUUAAUGGAAGGCAAAAGUCAUUUAUGAAAUGAUGCUGCUACUGAUAAAUUUUAGUUUAGAGCCAACCAAAUUGCAUAAAUGCAAACCUAAGGAAGGUAGACUUUAUUUUCUGCAUUGCUUACAAGGUUGAAUUUAACCAUACAUUUUCAGUAGUUAAGAUUUUUUUAUACUGAUUCAAGCUGGCUUUAAUUAUGCUAAUCCUAGGCUUAUUUAUAAAUGAACUGAAAUUCUAUAAUUAGCCUUCUUAGCAGAAACUGUAUGUAUAUAUCAAUCUAUCCUAAACCUGUUGAUACCUAAUCAUUUUAACUGAGAAUUGGUGUUUCAAGUGAUAAAUACUUGAUUAUAGAACUUUAUUGCAGUUAAUAUAUUGGGAAUACAUCUGCACUGUGAUUAAAUUCCUUCAGUUUUUGUAUAAAUAUACAUUUCUAAAAUACGGCAUAUUGCAGCAUGUUAGAGCGUGUCCCUUUGUCACCUGAAUCAAAAUGCCAACAAAACAAGGGAAGCAAGGAAGGAAGAGGUCCAAACAGCCAAAUCUCUAGCCUCAGCUGCUACAGCUGUUCAUGGGCUGUGCUCAUGGCAGAGACAAACAUGGUGAGCGAUUUUUGUCCUGCCCAUUGUACAGGUAACUUUCACAGCAGCAUUACAACCCCUUGCGCUUUAACUGCUUUCCUCUUGUCAGUCUUCUCAGUAUCUCCGAGAUAAGACAUGUUAGCUGGGCAGAGCAGUCUUCUCAGUGGUCGUGUUUAUUAGACUGCCAGUAUAAAAACAUUUUUGACUGUAGCUGUACUAAAAAGUCAUCCUGUUUCUUCUAAGAAUUGCUAGUUUUAAAGUUGCAGCUGGGCUUUCUGACAUCUGGGUUUCUGACUAUCUGGGAGAUGUUUCCAUUUCUCUUCCACUUAGGUAUGGCCGUAAGAAUAAGACGUGUAAAAAAUAACUUUAACUUGGUUAGGAUAGCUUUACCUUAAGAUAGUUUUACCGAAAGCAUUAUGAUAAUUACUGUAUUGAUUAUGGAUUAGGUGUUGGCAUGGGAUAGCUCUUUUGGGGAAACAUGUUGUUUCUCAGAUUUCAAAAAAUAUAUAUAUUUGAAUUUCCUUUAUGCUAUAAUAGUUCUCAAAAGGGAAACUGUGUGCUUCCUUCAGCUCUCUUUCAGUGAGAAAGAUAAGCUUUCAAAUACCGUGCAAAUAGGAAGGGAUGCUUAUUACUUCAGCUUGAUUACUGAUACACAGGAAGAAUAUAACUUAACUAAAAAAUUUUAGUUUGGAUUUACAGUAUUUGUAAGGUACGUUAACCAUACUGUGUAUUUGUAAUAGGCUAGUGGGAAAAUAUCUUUGUAGUUGAUUUUGGUCCUUAAUGCUGAAAUGCAUCUCCUAACUAAAUUAUUAAGAUUACUUAAUUAGUAUCCAGCUGUGUUGGACUGGGGCUAAGGCCAGUCACAGUCAUUUCCCUAACAAUCCAUCUAGGAUAUAAUAGCUUAAAAAUAGGCAGCUCCUAAUGGAGGCACCUAACUGUGGUAAGAAAUGGCACAGCUGUUGGCUUCUGGUAGCUGAUUGACUUGGGCUUAAAGCGUUUUCCACAAAAGCGUGGCUUCAUUUUGCCCUGCUGAAUUAGUGCAGGAGUCCUUUCUGCAAGCAGUCCUGCGGAGUGGUGACAGUAACGUCAGCCUGUUCUGGCUCUGAAGUAAAUGCAUUGCCUGGAGCUCGCAACCUUGGCUUGCCAAGAGAAAACGUAGGACCCAGGUGUAUAGGCUCCAGGAAAGGGGGCCGAUACAUUGAGUAAGGGACACCAAAGAGCAUCCCACAGCCAUGGGUCCCCAACCCUGCAGGAGCUGUCAGGGUGCACCGUGUUUUCCUUCUGGCCUGUUGUGUAGGCACCUCUUCAAUGAUUAAUCUCUGUGUGAUGGCUGCCUAAGGAAAAACAUUAAUUCCAUAGAAGGAGGUGGCUGUAGGUUUUCUUGCAGCUUGAGAAUGGGGAAAAAAGGGUAAGAGCCAGGAAACUGGAGUCUUUCAUUUCUUCCAGCUUUGGAUAAAGCCCAGACUUUGAGGCAGGCCUGGCUUGCACAGCCAGUGGAAGGGCAGGAAAGGAAUUUACCUCAUGAAACCUCUUUUAGGCAUGGUGCUCUUGAGAGAGGAAAAAAAAGGUUGUAAAUCUGCGAACUUCUGAUGAGUCCUCACUAAUAACAAGUAAUGACCAGUGAGGAACGAUGGCAGGAAAGCAAUACAGAACCCGAUCAAUAUUAACUGAAAAACUGUAGGUGCCAAAGCAAGCCCCUGUAGUACUCAUAGGCUCUUGGUCUCCUCCCAUCCUCUUCUGUCAAGAUACGCAAGCUGUGACAUUAAGCUGGAGUUGUGCUGGACUUAGUCUAACCUGUUGCCGUAUGUUUUUAAUGGGCUGUUAAGGGAGGUUGUGGUGAAGUGCAACGUGUGAAGCCCUAAGCCUUGAUCAGUAAGGUGAUGUGCGAAGAGAUGAGUCUUGGUUGCUCUGAUACAAUGCCAUAUUUUCCACUUGUGAGAAACAAAGCUGGUAUUUUUAUGCAACAGUGGAAUCUUUGCUUUAAAGCUGCUAGAUCACAGCUACUUCUAAACUGCAUGAGGUAGCACACGCGUACCUUAAGGCAGCUGAUUAUAUAUGGAUAAUAAAACCCAACAAUGAUUUCAUUUGAAAAAGUUAUGGAAGAAAAAUGCUGAAAGGUUUAUACUGGUAGGUUUUAUUUUAGGUCAUAAUUAUAGAACAUUCUGGCUAUGAUGUUUUUAUCAGUUUUUUUUUUUUUGGGUGAGAGCAAGAUGGGAGCACAGUAGCUCAACUGAUAAGAGCCUUUGGAUACCCACUUCUCCCUUUUCUCCUUUAAGAAAAUACAUCCUUUGUUUGAAAUGACCAUAAUACAUGUUCUGUUUAGCAGAAACAAUGAAAUUGUUGUUUUAUUUUUUUGGACAGAAGGAAAGGCUGUCAUGACAAUUGGGGUGACGAAUUUGAAGUUAUAUGCUGCGUUAUGAAUUCCUGUUUUUCUGAAAUACAAUACUGUCUUUUGGGGAAUAUGGUGCACUUCUGGGCUGGUUGCGUUCAGCUAAUCUUCAAAGCUUGAAUUGCACUAGGAAGUGUGGGACCACAGAUUUGGUGUAAGGAACAAGGAUUGGGAGGGGCUACAGUGUAAUUUAGUAAUUAUAGUGAGUCUAAGCACUCUUCUGAAGAUGGCUUUGUCUUUGCAGACACUAUGGAAUGUUUUAGCUCAAGCAGGCUUAUUACCCUGAACUUGACUUCACGUUACACCUGUCUACAUGUUGAGUGGCUUUCUAACAAAGAUUUUGUGUUCACAGGGCAUACUAAGCCCAACUUUUACAACCUGGUGACCACAGUAGUCAUCAAUACCAGGAGAGAAGAAGAAGAAAAAAACAACUUCAUAUUCUUAGCUGACCUAUCCUUUUGAAACAACUUGUUCUGGAGAUUAAUUUCAUCAAAUUUGCAUUUUCUUCAUUGUGAGAUCACUAGCAAUGUGCCUGCGUUGUCUACAGUGGAUGCUCCAAACUGAAAUUUAGCUUUGUUCCUGGACACCCUCUGCAGACCUCUACGCCAGCAUAAAGACAUAACACAUAACAAACCUAGUUGUUCACGAAAUAUAGAAUCCCAGCAUUGUGGGUUCUUUUUUAACCAGAUACAUAAAGUUGCCCACAAUCUAAAGCAGGAGGCAAGGAGAUGAUAGAUUUGGUAGACUUCUGAGGGUUGUUCUGAGCAGAAGGAAGUGAUUCACUUUUAACUUUUAAUUCUAGGACCAGCUUCUAUGUGAACGCUGAGACGCUCUUUUUCAAGAACUGAUCCUGUUACCUUAUAUCUGCUUGGCAAAAUUUGCAAAGUCAAUACUCCAGCCUUGCCCAUUGCUGUUGGUUCUGGUAUUCUGGUUGUCGAAUUCCAGUUCUAAAUGAGCUAACCUUUUAUGCUCACCCACCCCUAUUUUUUGCUCACACAUGGUGCGUCUGGAACUUGAGAUACUGAGUAAACAUUUCCAUGUGUCGUGCCUCACUAUUUCUGCUUUUGCUGAAGUAUGUUUGGGUCAUCCCCUUUUUCAGAUGUUCAGUGUAAACAACUUGUAGAGAAUAUCUGCUGUCAGCUUAAAUAUAUUCUCCUUUUGAACUGUGAGCAAAACCUCAGCCUUGAUUAGAUGAUAAAACCUACCUGAGGCAUGCAUGUAAAGCUUGUUUUAUAUUCAUAUGUGAAAACUGAUGACAGAUGAAAGGCUCAAGGAAUAAUACGGGAAGAGUUUCAGCUGAAAGAAGUCAAUUACUGGUCUAGAGAAGUGGGGAACUUAACUUGGAGGAGCGGGGGAGAAGAACUAUGGGGAGGCAAAGGUCUUCAGAGUGUUGUAGUGUUCAGAAAGGGGGAAGAGAAGUUUUUGUAUGGAUCUGGUGCUGUAGCUGAUGCUUGAGAGAGAUUUCAAUGGUCAAAGCUGGGGCAGAAGGAUGCGAGCAGAGUGCUAAAGCAAGUGGCAGGGCAAGUGGCUGCUUGGGGAGAUGAUAGGAAAAUGGUUGGCAAAAAUCAGAUUUACCUCACUAGAAUGUGGUGGUCAUCAAAAACUUGUAAGAAGAAGAGUGAGGAAUACAGUGGUAGGGCAGCUGAUGCAGGUUUUGCCACGUUUGGAUUAGGUUUGAAGAUACCAGCACAACCAGGGUGCAGUCAGAAGUAGCCAAACACUGGAUUGGGCAAAUGUGGUUGUGGGUAGAUUCAGGAACUUGAAUGGAGCAAGAGAAGGGCAAGUUGUAUGGGAGGGAAAGCGAUGGGGAAAAGACAGCAUAAGAAUCAAGGACAAAGAACUUUCUGUACAAAAUGGACUGAUGUUAGGAGAUCUGGGUGGGGGUGGAGGCAGGUCUUAUAACUGACGUACCAGGUGAAGUCGGUGUAGAGGCUUGAUGUGUAAUGUGGCAAAGGACUGGCGGUCAGCAGACAGGACACUGAAGCUGAUGACAAACACAUUUCUAGGUUAUAGGAAUUAGUGUAAUGACACAGGAGAGGCCAGCCCUGCCACCCACCCUGCUGCACCAGCCCUGAGAGAAGACUGGUAGUAAGUGGAAGAGAUUGGUAGUAAGUGUAUGAUGAAAGGGGGGUGGAUUCUCACAGGUGUGAGAGGUCAAAAAUAGAGCAUAAUCUUCAACAGUGAGAAGGAAAACACGUUGGUAAUCCUGUCAAAAAGAAAAAAAAAAGGCUGUAGCUUCCCCAGCUGAUGG
Messenger RNA from Cygnus olor (mute swan), 8635 nucleotides. RefSeq names its product oxidative stress induced growth inhibitor family member 2 (gene OSGIN2). NCBI's taxonomy places the organism in Eukaryota, Metazoa, Chordata, Aves, Anseriformes, Anatidae. The record is from RefSeq and is a predicted model, not a curated record.